ACUCUGACAGUCUGACUUAUUCCUCUCUAACUUUCAAACAAAAAACAAAAUCCCAAACCGCAUCCUAAAAGAAACCGACCUACAAACUUACAGAAUAAAUUCUUGAUUGAACAGUUGAACACUUCAUCGGUACUUCUUCUGUCCAUCUCACCCCCUACUAAGGUAUGGAGAUCACACCACACGAUAUUACCGCGUUUCUGAGUGAGCAACCAUUAGGUAGGGAGGAUGCUUUUGGUAGAACCCUACUUGGUCACAUUCCUGCAAACAAUUCUUAUGGACUCGCGGAGAUGAAUGUGGCGAUCAGAGUGUCACACCCCCGAAGAGAAGGCCAAGAUGAGAAUCUUCACAUGCAGUUUAAAAAUGAAUUGAAGUUGUGUUUUCUUAAACACCGAAAUAUCAUUGGUUUGAUUGGAUUUUCCGAGACAAAGGAGAACUUUUACCUUGUCUACGAAAUGGUGCAAGCCAGGCCGUUAUCAGAACUUGUCAAGGGCUUAACAUGGGAGCAAGCAUUGAAGGUUCUUAAAGGAACUGUUUCCGGGUUGGCUUUUCUUCAUAGCCAUCCAGAAGGACCAUUUGUGCAUUCCAACAUCAGUACAAACAGCAUUCUUGUUACUAAGGACUUCGUUCCCAAAAUCGUUGAUUUUAGGUGUUGUGUAGUAGAAGGGCAAAAAACCACCCAUGAUAAUCCCAGAUACUAUCCUUCACAGCAAGAAGGCGCUGGUGUUGUCAAAGCGGAUAUCUUUGCAUUUGGACUCGUUGCCCUACAGCUGAUUACAAAGGAUGGAAGAACAGCUUACGCGGUGGAAGAAGGUUUAGAUAUGUCUCCUCGCCAUAUUCUUGAUUUAUAUGUCCCAAUGUUUAAAGAAAAGGGAAAUCUUGUUCAUGCAUCAUAUGGGCAAGAAAAGGAAUCGAGAAAGAUAACAGAAAUGAUUUUCAACUGUUUGAAGAAGGAUUCUCAGCUUGAUUUGAAAAGUUUUCACAGAGAUUUGGUUUUAUUAAGCUUAGCUAAACAAUGUUAAUUAUCCGUCAACAGAUUUUCAUUUUCUUCAGUAAAGUAGUGUUUGUAAAAAUGUAACAAACCCAUACAAACCUGAAUUCAGAAAUUACAUAAACUUUGAUCGGAUUCAAUUGGUAGAAGAUACACUCGGUUGUUUGUAGCUUUA
Molecule: messenger RNA, 1163 nt
Organism: Spinacia oleracea (spinach)
Lineage: Eukaryota; Viridiplantae; Streptophyta; Magnoliopsida; Caryophyllales; Amaranthaceae
Product: cysteine-rich receptor-like protein kinase 43
Exons: 6
Coding region: 165-1019 (284 amino acids)
Biological process (GO): protein phosphorylation
Cellular component (GO): plasma membrane
Molecular function (GO): ATP binding; protein kinase activity
Source: RefSeq, a predicted model, not a curated record